AUCCAGCACUUGAUUUUUGAAACUAAACUAGUUCAUUUUAAGAAUUGCGAAUUUCUUUCGUCUUCUAAUAGGAUGGAGAUACACAUUAGAGGUUAGUUUAUAUUAAAAUAUGCUGUCAUGCAAUUUGAUUGGACGUGAUGUUUUUGGAUGGAUGGUCGUCCUUUUAGUUUGGAGUAGGCCACAAAACAUACAUGACACUACAAAAAAGCAGGGAAUGCCCUGAUAACAAGUUGGAACUUGGAAAUAGAAGUCAUUUUUUGCUCUGAAAUAGCAGUACUUUUAGGAUGACAUCUUUGUCCCUUUAAACUAAGACACUGCAUACAACUAGGAGAGUAUUAUAUAUUCACCCAUGCAAACCAUCUUUAAUCCACCAAUAAUCUCAACAUAAACCAGAACAUAAACCAAAACCAUGUCAACCUGGCAAUUCUACCUUCUUCUAGUUUGCAUUUUCUUGUCAAUAGGGCUGAACAGUGCAUCAAGGUUCAGGCUUCAAAAUAGAUGCAACGGCACAGUUUGGGCAGGGAUCCAAGGAGGCACAGGACAUCCUCAUAUGAAGAACGGAGGCAUUCAAAUAAGAUCAGGAGAUACAAUAGCCGUGGAUGCGCCAAAGAAAUGGUCUGGAAGGUUUUGGGGACGACAAGAUUGUUUCUUCGACAAUAAAGGCAAAGGGAGUUGUCUGACUGGAGACUGUGAUGGACUUCUACAAUGUGGCGGUAAAGGAUGGACACCACCAGUUAGUGUUGCCCAUUUCAAGCUUGACAGUCCAGUGGAUUACUACUAUGUUAGCCUUGUUGAUGGUUAUAAUCUUCCAAUUUCAAUCAUACCGACUGCUGGUUCUGGCAAUAAUUGCAAACCAAUAAGAUGCUUCUCAGACUUGAAUAUUAUUUGUCCGCAUGAUCUUCAAUUUGUGAACCAACAAGGCAAGGUGGUGGCUUGUAACAGCGCUUGUCAAGCAUUUAAUCUUCCUGAAUAUUGUUGUAGUGGAAGUUUCAACUCCUCCGUUACUUGUAAAGCUUCUCAGUUCUCCCAAGUUUUUAAGUCAGCAUGUCCCAACGCUUAUAGCUAUGCCUUUGAUAACAACUCCACCACUUUUACUUGCAAAGGAGCCGACUAUUUCAUUAGAUUUUGCUAAAUAUAUACUACUUUUCAGUUCAUGAUCAACUAAAAUGAUUUCAUGUCUAUCGUCCAUUAUUUAUUCAAACUAAUAAUACUAUAAAAAUGUUCAAAAA
Molecule: messenger RNA, 1229 nt
Organism: Amaranthus tricolor (Joseph's coat)
Lineage: Eukaryota; Viridiplantae; Streptophyta; Magnoliopsida; Caryophyllales; Amaranthaceae
Product: pathogenesis-related thaumatin-like protein 3.5
Exons: 2
Coding region: 410-1132 (240 amino acids)
Biological process (GO): defense response
Cellular component (GO): extracellular region
Source: RefSeq, a predicted model, not a curated record